AUGUACGCUUCGGCUGGAAGACAGGCAUACCAGAUCAGUCCAUUCUCGAGUGUCAAGUGCUCCAUCUCAUACCUUAAACCUGAAUUCAAAACUUUGCUGUCGAGUUACCAACAACAAAAAGCCCAAACCUUCCAGGAGCAUCACGAUGAGGAAAGCAGCAAGCUACCACAUGAAACCAUCAGUCUUGUCAAUCUUCCCUCAGAGAUCCUCAACCAGAUCUUUUGUGAAGUCAAAUGGGAUUCUCCAACUGUUCCAUUUGAGCUCGAUGGCCUGCAAUUCUACGAGAACUUGACUGCGAAUGAGAGCUACAUCGCUUCCAUACGACUGACUUGCAGACGGCUGGCAUCUGCUGCAGCACCAUGGCUCAUGCUUGCACCAUGUGUGUCGCUCACCGACCCAGAGUCCAUAGACCACCUCGAGCAGAUUGCUGCGAUCACUUCCUUCUCUCCUUACGUGAAGGCUGUCCGAGUCUCUGCUGGCUUUUAUUCCGAGGAGAUUGCUCAGGACAUUCGCAAUUCGGCAAAGUAUCUUAUCUGGAACGUGGAAGGAAUCAAAAGGGUUCUCGAGGAUCUAGGAUAUCAAGACGUCGUCUCGACUCGGCUGCCAGGCAACAGGACUCCAGAGAAGUGGGAUAAAAUCUUGGAUGAGUGGAAGGCUCUCAGCAAUAACGGUGAUGAGCAAGAUCAGCGAGGUGGGAAAUCAGAGCUCAGUAGUGCUUCAGUGGACAGGGACUCCGAAGCGAUGCAGCUGCUGGAGAAGGAGCACACCGAGUAUCAGCGUCGCUUCAACAAACAGCAAAAAUUGCUGAUGGCGGGUCCCGAGUCAGCUGUUGAACGGAUUGCUGGGGCAAUAGCUAAGAUGCCCCAGGCAACCCGUUUGGUUCUGAGCGAUGCCUCUCGAUGCGCUGACUAUUCCAUACCAAAGAUCCCAUUCGAAGGUGGCGAUGGAUGGCUCCUCAGCCCAAUGAGCUGGGCAUCCUACUUCAAACUUCAUUACAGCCUUGGCGAUCACCCAGCCCGUAUCUUCGACACCAUUCUAAACACCUUAUUCAACCUCCCCAUCGCCAUCCACCGCGCAGGCGUCAACCUAACCGCCCUGCGCCCCAGCUGCUCAAGUCCAUGCGGAAAUGGAUCUCUUGGGACCCGGAAGAAAAUCUCGCGAACGACCCCCUUCUCCCCGAGGCCGAAGAACUGCGAGCGGCGUGCCGCCACCUGCGUGUCCUCGAUUUUCACGCCUGACUACCUGCCGGGCUGCGUACUAACAGACAGCCCCAACUGGCUUGCAUGGCCUCACAUCGGCUACUUCCGCAGACACCCGACCAUCCGCUCUAUCACCCACUGCGAAGAGCUCUUGGGAUGGAUCAUGACCGCCGCAUGCAACACCCUAACGCAUAUCCGCGCCGACGAGCUCUUCAUGGCACCCGAUGCCGGCGAGUUCGCCAUGCCACGGGGCUUUCCCGAAGGCACCGCCUUGCGCCUCUCAAACAUCCAAGUCCUCUGCCUGCAAAACCUGAAUAUUUCCCUCGGCAUCCUCCCACGCUUCCUUUCCUACGCCUGUGCCACACUCCGCCGGUUGAUCCUCUUCAAGGUUAUACUCAAGUCCUACCCUAUUCCUUCUCCAAGAAACCUUAGGAGGUGCUCGUGGGCGUGCUUGCUCGACGAAAUCCGGCCGUACACUAUGAGUCGUGAGAUGGAGGGAGGGAAGGCAGAGCAUCGGGUGGUGGUGAAGAUCAGGAAGCCGACGGGGUAUGAGAUUGUCUGGUUUGAUGCAUCCGAUCCUAACCAUUCUCUGAUGGCGCUGUUUGAGCCUGAUGACGAAACGCCUGAUCUAUGGGCGCCUUCUGAUCAGCCAUACGAUAUCUUUGAGGAUGAAGGAAGUAAUUAUCGUGAUCAUCUCUAUCAUGGAUUUAGUCCUGUGGAUAAGUAUCUUAUGGGGUGGAGAGACUAG
Messenger RNA from Thermochaetoides thermophila DSM 1495, 1947 nucleotides. RefSeq lists its product as uncharacterized. The coding region runs from base 1 to 1947 and encodes 648 amino acids. Lineage: Eukaryota; Fungi; Ascomycota; Sordariomycetes; Sordariales; Chaetomiaceae. The record is from RefSeq and is a predicted model, not a curated record. The transcript has 3 exons.